Penaeus vannamei (Pacific white shrimp) is the source of this 714-nucleotide messenger RNA. NCBI's taxonomy places the organism in Eukaryota, Metazoa, Arthropoda, Malacostraca, Decapoda, Penaeidae. The record is from RefSeq and is a predicted model, not a curated record.
AUGACCGGCCUGGUCGCCAUCGCCGUGGGUCUCCUGGCAGGGAAACUCGGGACCAUCAACUACGUCCUUUCCCUCGUCAGCGCUGCCAUCCGGGGCCCCCUCUGCGGCCUCUUCUUCGUGGGCAUGUGCGCCCCCUGGGUCAAUACCAAGGGCGCCAUGGCUGGCCUAGCCUUUUCGCUGGUCGUCAACACGUGGAUGGUAAUCGGGCGCUACGUGGUCAGCGGGAAGCAGCCCGUGCGGCUCCCGCUGUCCCUCGACGGCUGCCUCGACCAGGGAGCGGCCACGGCGCUCAACGCGACGCUCGGCCUCCUCGCCAACGCCACCGUCGACGCAGCCAGCGCCGCGGCGCCGUCCAAGCCAGAGGAAGAUGAGAAUACGAUCUACGACAUCUCCUACUGCUACAACGGCGCCCUCGGAAUCAUCAUCAACUUCGCUGUGAGCAGUAUAGUGUCAUGCUGUACAGGACCUAAUUUGCCCGGGGCCGUCGAGGCGCGUUUGGUGUACAGCCCGAGCGCCCGCCUCCAUCGCGCCCUUUCCUGCUGGCCGGGGCGCAGGCCGCCGUCGCCACAACCGGGAGAAGCGGCCCGGGGGGGAAGGGCGCGAGGACAGGGAGGCGGCUGUUGACAUGCUCUCCUUGUCCAGUUGACGAGGCUCAUGGCUUGAGGGGCACGUUUCCUUCCAGAAAAAGCAUCAGCUAUUUUUAUAUCAGCUUUA